AUGAAUUGGUCGAAUGUUUCAUUUCAUCUUUUAAAAUAUGAAUCUGUGAGACAAAAGGAGAAUUAAUAAGAAAAAUAAUAAUAAUAACCUUCACUCCAUAAUAACUCCUUCUCGACUCCUAAAAAGUUUGAAUAAUUACAAGAAAAAAUGAGAUGCAAGUCUGAGCAAUGCGAUGAAUUUGGAAAUUACUCGAAUAAAUAUAAGAUUUUUCAUGAUCUUAGUGUUGAAUUCCCACAACAUAAAAAAUAGAGACUUACCUAAAUAAUCGUCUAAAAUUUAAAAAAAAAUCCAAUCUCCCUUCAAUAAAAUUCUUUUAGAAAUAUUGUUGUAAAAUAACAAGGGCCAACAAAUAAUGUCAUAAGCACCUUUAAUAAAAGAUUAAAGGAUUUUAGGCAUUAGGAAUAAGAAGUUAAUUCGGAUAGUAAAACUGGAAUGGAUUUACACAACAAAAAUCUCUAAAAAGUUGUUAAACAGGAGAAGUUGUCUAAAGUAGAGAUCGAUCCUAGCAUUGAAACUAUGCAUACUGGCAUCUUUAGUUGUUCCCCAGGAGAAAGUCCUCGAGUCAAAGUCUUAAAGAAAACAACGAAUAAAUUUAUUUUAAAAUAAACCCUAUAAAAGACAAACAUUAUUGAUAAAAUAAUAACCGAGAGUAAAAUAAAUUCAAAAACAACGUGUUCUCCUAGAUCAAUAUUACAUCAUCAACAUAAAAAGACGAAUUCCAGUGGUCAUUCUGCUUAUUCAGAAUAAAAUAGAUUUCUUCGUAGAAUUAUCGGUAAUUCUCUCUCUGUAAAAUCUUUACAUAAGUAAUUGUGA
This is a messenger RNA of Paramecium tetraurelia, 813 nucleotides long. RefSeq lists its product as uncharacterized. Lineage: Eukaryota; Ciliophora; Oligohymenophorea; Peniculida; Parameciidae. The record is from RefSeq and is a predicted model, not a curated record. The transcript is spliced from 3 exons.